AGAGCCCAUUAUGAACACAAACGAGCCGAAGCAUCACGUGAAAAUGGGUGAUAUAUGGACUACAGUUCAAUGUAUGCAUAUAUAUAUUUGAAAUUGCUGUGCCACGGAGGUUUAAGACCUCAGGACCUCUGCCGUCAUGGAGCUGAACGAGAGGCCGAGCUGUUAUUCUGUCUACGUACUUGUUGUCCUUGUGUUGGUUUUUCUUUUUAACCAACUUGACAGGUAUAUUUUGGUCACUACAAAUGCCAGUAUGGCCCAAGAGCUGAAAUAUGGGGAUAGGGUCUGUAUUCCCUCCAAUGCCACUGCUAUACAGGCCAUCCUGGAUACACAAGGAGAGAACAUAACUCCAGAUGCAUACUGUGCUAAUACACCAGCUCUCUGCGAUCCUCAAGAAGGCCAUGCUAUUCUGUGUGGGUGGAAAUAUUUGGGCACGGGAAUAGAGUACCAAAUGUUGGCUGGUCCUGUCUUCAUCCUCUUCUUUACAUUUGCAGGGGUACCUCUAGGCAUUACAGCAGAAAUAACAAGAAUGAACAGGACACUGUUUUUGUCUGUGAUCUUGAUGUUGUGGAGCUUGAUGACAGUGUUAACUGGUUUAGCACAGGCCUACUGGCAUAUUGCAAUUUGUAGGAUUUUACUUGGAUUAUUUGAAGCAGGAUGCACACCCUUUGCUGUGAGCAUCUUAUCUGAGUAUUUUACAAAAGACUACAGAGGAGUUGCUUUGGGUAUAUAUAAUUUAGGAAUCUAUGCUGGUUAUGGAUUCUCUUUCCUGGCAAACAUAAUAGACAGAACCUCUGGCUGGCGGACUGUGUAUUAUAUAGCUGGAAGCCCUGGUAUAGCCAUUGCCCUAUUGCUUUAUUUGACAGUCAAAGAGCCACAAAGAAACAAAUUGUUUGACUAUGUCGAUGUAGAUAAAACAGGUCUUGAAAAAAAUUCAAUUGAUAACCAUGAGGGAACAGGAGAAAGAAAAACUGCAACCUGGAAGUUUUUGACUGCUAUGAAGUUUUUUGUCAACCCAGUGCUGAUGUGCCUGUGUAUUGGUGGUGCCAUCAGGCAGGGAGGCGGCUAUACAUGGGCUUACAACAUUAAGAAUUACUUUGACCAUUACUUUCCCAGUGUAAAGACUGAAGACUUUAUGACUUGGAUACCUACUGUGUUUGGGGCAGGGGGAGCUGUCGUUGGAGGUAUGAUAUCAGACAGACUGGCAAGCAAAUCGGGGAUCACAUCAAGAUUGAAAGUUUUAGUUCUUAGCCAGGUUGUUGCAGCCCCAUUUGCUGUACUCACCCUGUACGUUGACCCUCCAUUUGCCUUCAUAAUGCAGAUUCCUGCCUUCUUCAUUGGAGACAUGUGGAUUGGCGUUUGCCUGGCUGUGGUGAUAGAUCUCACCCCGCCACAAUUACGAACAUCAGCCGUCGCCAUUUACAUGUUCAUUAUAACUGCUAUUGGUGGCAAUCUGUUACUAUUAUUGCCUUCUCUAUCGACAGCAAUGAAUGAUAUGAGAGGUGCCUUAGUUGUUCUAUACCCAACUUUAUUUGGGGCAAGUGCAGUGGCAUUUUUAGUGACAAUCUUUGUCUUUUGGAACAUUCAGAGGAAAAAAAUGAAAGUGGUGCAGGAACGGACUCCACUAAUAUUAAACAUCGAAGAAGAUACAACAGUGUCAAAUGAGUCUCUUCAUAAUUUAGUUGAUACCAGUGAGGAGAAGUAUCUCAGUUUGGAAGCUUAUGGAUAUUAAAUAUUAUUUUUACUGGUGUUUGUAAAAUAAGGGAUCAUGUAUUACAUAUAGCGUUAAAAGCUGCAGACUUGCCACUAAUUUACACAUUGUAUAAAUACUCGAGCAUGUACAUUUUUAAAACUCCAUUACAUGUAGUGUCAGUUUGGUGGUAUUCAAAACCAUUCCAGCUCAUUAAUAAAAUAGUAAUGUUACUAUGUGAUAUAUUUCUAGUCAUAGAUAUUCUGCAUAACCUUUUAUGCUAAAAAGUUAAUUAAAAUUAAAUAUAAUGGUUUCAAUUGUUGCAUCAAUAAAUUAUGCACAUAUAGGCUUCUGUGAUACUGCCUAUGGUUAUUUAUGGUCUUUAUUUUUAAAUAAGUGAGAUUCUUUGCACUUUGGUGUCAGUGGUUUAACAUUUUUAUUUCAUCGUAAGAACGCACUCAAACUUGGUUACAUAUUUUUUCUAAGUAUGCAAAGUAUUGGACAUUUGCUUAAGAGUUCAGUUCAUUUUACUAAAUACUAAAAAGUCAUUUCAACAAAUAAAUUCUGAUAGGAGGGUGCUUUUUAUCUUGCAUUGAGUUACUGGUUUAAAUAAAGCAAGUUUUUUAUGAUAGCUUCUUUUCCUCAAUCAGGAAAGUGAUUAAAAGUUAUAACAAGCAGUUGAGAUUUUUACAAAGUUGAUAUUAUUGUAAAUUAGACUGACUAUGACAAUAUGAUGGUUAUUCCAAAUUUAGGAAAUAAUUUUAUUUAGCAGUCACCUGAACGAAUGGGUUUUACCUGAAUGGUUUAUAUAUAUGACAGUGAUCUCUCUGUCAGAAUUGCAGAUCAAACAGGUUUGGUGCAAUAUUGACAGUAUUGUUUUAUCAUGUAACAAAAUGUAUGUUAAGUAUAUAGAUAUGAUUAGCAUUCUGUAUUACGUGGAGCUGCUUAAUUAUGAAAAUAAAAUGACUGUAUGAACAAAUUUUCAUAUUUGUGGAGUUGUAUCAAAUACCC
Molecule: messenger RNA, 2698 nt
Organism: Lingula anatina
Lineage: Eukaryota; Metazoa; Brachiopoda; Lingulata; Lingulida; Lingulidae
Biological process (GO): transmembrane transport
Cellular component (GO): membrane
Molecular function (GO): transmembrane transporter activity
Source: RefSeq, a predicted model, not a curated record